This is a messenger RNA of Diaporthe amygdali, 702 nucleotides long. RefSeq names its product glutathione s-transferase ure2. The record is from RefSeq and is a predicted model, not a curated record. The transcript has a single exon. NCBI's taxonomy places the organism in Eukaryota, Fungi, Ascomycota, Sordariomycetes, Diaporthales, Diaporthaceae. Bases 1 to 702 code for a protein of 233 amino acids.
AUGUCGACUUCCACGCAGCUUAAGCCCAUCAAACUUCAUGGAAAAGGCGGCGCCAACCCGCCCAAAGUCGCCAUGGUCCUCAAAGAACUCGGAAUUCCUCACGAAACCAUAGACAUCCCCUUCAGCGACAUCAAGGGGCCCGAAUUCGUGGCCAUCAACCCGAACGGGCGGCUGCCCGCAAUCCACGACCCCAACACAGACAUCACCCUGUGGGAGUCGGGCGCCAUCUUGCUAUACUUGAUCGACAAGUAUGACCCGGACCACAAGAUCAGCUUCGCGCGCGAGACGCCCGAGUGGCACCACGCGCAGCAGUGGCUGUUCUUCCAGGCCAGCGGACAGGGCCCGUAUUACGGGCAGGCGGCCUGGUUCAAGAAGUUCCACCACGAGAAAUUGCCCAGUGCUGUGGAACGCUACGUGAAGGAGGCACACCGCGUCACCGCCGUGGUGGAGGGCCACCUGAUCAAGCAGCGGGAGACGUUCGGCGAGGCGGCCAUUGGGGCAUCGGGCGGGCCGUGGCUCGUGGGGAACAAGUACUCGUACGUUGAUCUGGCGUGGGUCCCGUGGCAGCUUAUUCUGCCGAUGGUGCUUUCAGCAGAAGACGGUCUGGAUUUGGACAAGUAUCCGGUGGUGGCGGACUGGCUCGCCCGCUUGAACAAGCGCAAGGCGGUCAAAUACGGAAUGGGUUCCAGCGAGGAGCUUUAG